Messenger RNA from Helianthus annuus (common sunflower), 1905 nucleotides. RefSeq names its product pectinesterase/pectinesterase inhibitor PPE8B. Gene Ontology annotation, molecular function: pectinesterase inhibitor activity; pectinesterase activity. The record is from RefSeq and is a predicted model, not a curated record. Gene Ontology annotation, biological process: cell wall modification. NCBI's taxonomy places the organism in Eukaryota, Viridiplantae, Streptophyta, Magnoliopsida, Asterales, Asteraceae. Bases 221 to 1783 code for a protein of 520 amino acids. The transcript is spliced from 3 exons.
AUCCUGGAUGGACACUUUUGUAUGUAUCGAUCUCAUAGCUUUAACAAAGGAAAGGGAAAUAGAUUAAAAGCAGGCAACAUGGCAGGCUGGCACGGAGCUGAACACCAUCACAUGCAUUAAAUGUCUCACCUGUCUCCCAAACUGUAUUUAUUUUAACCCACCGGCCACCCCUCCUCCUGUCAUUAAAUUGUGACAUUCCGACGACGUACAAUUCCAUCACAUGGCUCCUCCUCCACCUCCUCCUACGCUUAGUCUUUUAAUUCUGAUACUAGUACUGCCAUCUACUCCAACUGGCACUGCUGCAGAUGUAUAUGUGGACGCCGACUGCUUAAAAGUUCCCGGAUCUGAGUUUGUGGAUUCCGUCAAGUCUACCAUUCAAACAGUCCGAGACGUGAUCUCUGUCGUCUCCAAAUUCAGUGGUUCUUUUGGGGGGGAUUUCAGACUUUCCAAUGCCAUCGCCGAUUGCCUUGAUCUCCUCGAUCUUUCUGCUGAUGAACUCACCUGGACUCUUUCUGUUUCCCAGAACCCCACCACUGGCAAAGGGCACUAUAACAGCACCGGUAACAUGGGUGCCGAUCUGAGGACAUGGCUUGGCGGGGCACUGGGUAAUCAAGACACUUGCAUGGAUGGAUUUGAGGGUACAAACAGUUUUGUAAAGACGGUGGUAGGCGGUAGCCUUGGCCAGGUGACCUCCUUAGUGCGUCAAGUAAUCGGCAUGGUACGCCAGCUUCCUGCUCAGGAUGCCAGAAGGAGGCUGCGUAGCGUUGCUUUUCCUCGAUGGCUAAAUGCAAAAGAUCGGAAACUCCUCCAAGCCAAAGCCAACAUAGCAGCUGAUGCAGUAGUGGCCGCAGACGGUACCGGAGACUUCACUAGGGUGAUGGAUGCCGUCUCUGCAGUCCCAGAUUACAACAGCCGCCGCUAUGUGAUCUAUGUCAAGAAGGGCGUGUACCAGGAGUAUGUGGAGAUUAGUAAAAAGAAAACCAACAUCAUGAUGAUUGGCGAUGGCAUGGACCUCACCGUAAUUUCUGGAAACCACAGCUUCAUUGAUGGUUGGACCACCUAUCGUUCUGCUACAUUCGCUGUAAAGGGAAAAGGGUUCAUAGCUCGUGAUAUGAGAUUUGAGAACACGGCAGGGCCUGAAAAGCACCAAGCAGUUGCAUUUCGAUCUGAUUCGGACCUUUCGGUUGUGUUUCGGUGUGCGAUCACAGGCUACCAAGACACUCUGUAUGCCCACUCGUUGCGCCAGUUCUACAGAGACUGUUUAAUAACAGGAACGGUAGACUUCAUAUUUGGAGAUGGGGUUGUGGUGUUCCAGAACUGUCAGAUCCUAGCCAGGAAGGGCCUCCCCAACCAAAAGAAUACCAUUACAGCACAGGGCCGUAAGGAACCAACUCAGCCUUCAGGCUUUUCAAUCCAGUUCUCCAACAUAUCCAUAGAGCCUGCUGCCUUGCUGCCCAACUCCAGUGUACCACCCCCCACAUACCUUGGACGCCCAUGGAAGCUGUAUUCUCGAACCAUCAUCAUGCAGUCCUACAUAAGUGGCUUCAUCCGGCCAGAAGGCUGGCUUGAAUGGAACGGUGACUUCGCCCUCGAUACUCUUUAUUAUGGAGAGUACAUGAACUAUGGUCCAGGUGCUGGCUUUGGAGGUCGAGUAAGGUGGCCUGGUCUUCAUGCCCUCAAUGACUCUACUCAGGCCAACAACUUCACCGUGGGCCAGUUCCUGUUAGGGAACUCCUGGUUGCCAUCCACUGGAGUCAAGUAUACAGCAGGAUUGAUGGUUUAAAAUUCUUUAGAUACGUAUUAUAUUCAUGUACCAACUUGUUAUUUCAUAUCAUGUUUGAUACUAUAUAUGUUUCUUGUAGUAAGGAAAUUGAUUAAAGAUAUCCAACAAGUAAUUAGUAAUGA